CCCGGAGGGGUGGAAUGGGGCCCUCGCCGUGCAGGGAAGGGGUGGAAACGGAGCUGACAAAAUGGCCAGGCGGUCCCUGAGCUCGCUGCAGGGAUAUCCCUCGCCCCCCCACCCCGGGCAGGGGUGCCGGGGGCCACCUGGCCUCUCCCGGGCCGCCUGGCGGGGAGGGGGGCGGCAGCGCGGCCGCCCCUCGGCGGGCCCUAUGUGGCUGCUGAUACAAAAGGGCAGUGUCAGUGUUGACACUGCCGUGCCGAUUUCGAUGCCCUUCCCUGUCUUCCCUCCCCCACUCCGCUUGGCCCCCUUUUCCUUAGUGGUCCUUUCUUUCCGACCCCCCCUUUUAUUUUUUUGUUCCCCUCUAAAGAAGCUAGGGAAUAUCUUCAAGGAAAAAAUAGCAAUUUCUUUUUCUUUCCCUCCUGCCCAGCUCGGUAAAAUGCUAAACAAUCGGCCGACGUCCAUAUUUCACAAGCUUUUUUGGGGGGAGGAAGAAGGUGGGCAGAAAACGGAGGCGCCCGUGGGGUCGGAGUCACAAAGCUGGCUGCCCACGAAAGGGAUUAUUUUCGCAGCUAAAUGUUUUCGAGCUGAUGUUUUUCUUGUUUUCAGUCAAGAAGCAAGUUGCCUGGUCCUUGCGUUUGCUUGCAUAAUGCGUCGUACUUGGAGGCUGAUCAAACGCUGGGUUCUGCCUUUCCUGCCUGGCUCUUCCUCCUUCCCUUCUCCCGGGGGGCUGGGUCGUGGCACAAGUUUGAGGGGGCUGGUGGCGCUGGGACCCCGGCUGCUGCCCCGGGGAUCCGGGCAAGGGAAGGAACCGAGGCCGGGGCUCUCGCCAGACCUGCAGGCCUGUCUUCCUGUGUCCAACUUUUUUAUUGUUCCCCCUUCCCCCUUCCGAGUGCUCGGGCUCUCCGGCAGGCGGGGGUUUGCUCGGCUCGGCAGUCCCAAAGUCUAGACGGGGAACCGGAAAAUAAUAGGGGAAAGAAUGGAAAGUUAUGUCAAGGGCUUUGGGGGAAAAACAUCGACGUAUCGAACAAAGGUCCUGCCUGUGUUGGAGAGAGAGGCCUGCAUGUGAGGCCUGAUUGUGUCGCAUUUACACACGGGGAAGAAAUGAGUGCUUGGUACUGGCCUAAAUUUAUUCUAAAGAGUUCAGGUUGUUUUCUUUUCUUCCUGCCUUCUUCAGCAGAAAUAAUACUGAUUCAGAGCUUCUAACAGUGUAAUGCAAAACUGAACUCGGACUAACUUCCACUGUUUUGUUGUGUGUAAUAUGAAUUUUGAGCUUCCUGGUGCUUUAAAGGCUGCCAUAAAGAGGAAUUGAGUAGUAACCAGCUGAUAAAUUUGAAGUACAUGUAUCAUAAUGAGAAAGAAGAGGAAUUCUGAGCACUUAAAUAAAUUUUUCAAGAUUUUCUUGUGGGAACUGACACUGUGGAUAUACUUUUGUAAGACUUUAAAAGCUAGCAAGCAUUCCUGUGAUUAUUUCUGUUUAUCUCUGGUGUAGUCUCUUCAGUUCUCCCUCUUCUGCUCUCAGAACUAGAGUUCUAAUUGUACAGAGUUGGGGUUCUGGUUUGGGUUGGGGUGUUUUUUUUAAAUUUUUUAAAAAAAUUUUUUUGGUAUUUGAUUUCUGAGGUUUCUGAGAUUUAUUAAGGUUUUUGUUAAGCUAUAAGUUUUUAAGCAAGUUAUAUUUUAUGUAUGCAAAAAUGUCCGUAAUGGACAUGAAGGUGCUGGAAAAAUAACUAUAUCUUUCUAUUUUUUGGUAGCCUACUUAAAUAUCAACAGGAGUUAAAUGUAUUUAUGAAAAUACUUGUAUUGCAGUUUUUGCAGCUGAUAUUUUAACAAAAUAUGUUGUAUCUGAACUAAGAAAUUUAAAACAGAGGCCUGGUGAACAAAUUCUGAAAACUAUGCCUAAAGUUUUUGGUAAUAUACAUGUUUUUAACUUGUAGUUGUUUCUGUAUUUCUAAAAUGCAGCUGAUUGUGAGCAGCUCACUUCUUUUGAUCUUAAAUGCAAAGGUGUUUUUAAGUUUUAUUGUUUGGUGUGUCUUAUUGUUGUGUAAGAAAUAAAGGUAAUCAGAUUUUUUUUC
Messenger RNA from Agelaius phoeniceus (red-winged blackbird), 2063 nucleotides. The record is from RefSeq and is a predicted model, not a curated record. NCBI's taxonomy places the organism in Eukaryota, Metazoa, Chordata, Aves, Passeriformes, Icteridae.